Lingula anatina is the source of this 4310-nucleotide messenger RNA. RefSeq lists its product as uncharacterized. NCBI's taxonomy places the organism in Eukaryota, Metazoa, Brachiopoda, Lingulata, Lingulida, Lingulidae. The record is from RefSeq and is a predicted model, not a curated record.
CGAUAAAUGUCCUAGUUUUAGACUGGGGUGAAGAAAAUGGCGCUGUAGUUUGUUUGCCAAGAUUGAUAAAAUAUAUGUAUAUAGCGUUUCAGAAGAUUCGUUUGAGUUGAGUUAGUCACGUAGCAAUAUCGCCACAUUUUAUCGUUAUCAUUAUGGCUGGAGCUGGUGACAUUCUUUUGCUGUCGCAGUAGGGGGUAACACAUAGACGGCUGACACCAGAUACAGUGACCUGGGCAACUAUUUCGGACAGCUUCAGAACAAAUUAACUAACUAUUAGGCCUUUACUCAAAAAUGGUUUAUCUCUUAUGACAGUUUUGAAAUUAAGAACUCCGUGAUUUACAUGAACAGAAGACAGAAAACUAGAGGUUGAAGAAAUGCUGGUUUAUUGACUGUGUCGGAGUUAUCGCAUUGAGUGUAGACUAUGGGAAGCACUCCGUCUAAGCCCUCCUCUGGGGGGAAUGCCCCCCAGGCCAGGCAAGCCCCAGGGAGGCCCCAAGUCGUGCGAGUUCAGCCUAACACACGUGGGCAAAUAACAUAUAUACCACCAGCACAACCUCAGCCGCAAGUAAUGUGUAUUACGACGAAUCAGCAAAACAACAUGAUGCAACAGCAGCAGCAGCCUCGUAUGCCGUACUACCCACAACCUAUGCCGUACGGAUACCGACAUCCACAGCCGUAUUACCGACCGCCGUACCCGCCUCGUCCAUAUCUGCCACCGCGGCCCCCUCAGCCACCGCCCUAUCAACCUAGGCAGCCUGUCAGCACCGUCCCUGCAACGAGCAAGGAAGCACCGGUGAAGGCUGAGACGCCCGUGCGUAGCUCUCAAGUGUCCGUGAAUGUGACGUCAACGUCAGACUCUCCCGUACCCAAAAAACCACGGAGAGAUUCCGUGUUGAAGAAAGCACCAAUUCCAAAGCUUGUGUAUGAAAAUCUCGACGAGACCCCGCCACCAAAGCCUACAGUGCGACGGAAAAUUGAGAUAUUUGAGAAGAAGAAAUAUGAAUUUAUUGACAAAAGAUCAACACAGGUUGAGAAUUCGUUGCUAGAGUCAAAUCUAGAAGCUUUGGUCAAGUAUUUAACAGAAGGCCCAUGGGGAGAUUUAGGGAAGGUUAGAGCUAUCUUCUGGUGGCUGACGUCUGUGGAUGUUAAUGACGUCGAAAAACUUAUGACGUCAGCAGAUUCUCUUCCAUCUACCAACACACCGCUGGAUUACCUUUGCAGAAUAAAGUGGAAUAAGGGUUGUCAUGCCCAUUUGUUUGCAUGGAUGUGUAGAUGCGCUCAAGUGCCUUGCGAAAUUAUCACUGGUGUAAAUAAAAGUUCGGCCUACACCUUGGGGGAGGCCGUGCAACCCGAUAAGAUGCGUGGACAGUGGAAUGCGGUUUAUGUUGAAGACGAGUGGCACCUGGUGGACGUUUUCUGGGCGUCCACGUGCGUAGUUGGCCAGGGGAAAUCUGAGUGGCAAUUGCUGGAAAAUGAUGGAAGGGCUAUCAGAAAUGAAGAGGAAGAAGAAGAAGAUCAGUUAGCUGAAGAAGAAAUCAAACACUGGACGAACGAGUUUUAUUUUUUGACCGACCCUUCUGCUCUCAUUUACACUCACUUGCCUGACGAUGCAAAUUGGCAACUUCUGUCAGAUCCUAUUAGUUUUCAAGACUUCGAGAAAGCUGUGUAUCUGAGAGAACGGUUCUUUGAAAUGGACUUAUCAAUGAACGACCGCAGUCAACGUCAGUGUGUAUUGCAGACCACGGAAGGCGAAAUCAGCAUAGAAUUUUCGUUCAAACCCAAAAGUGGGUUGGUGUUUAUGUACAGAAUAUCCAAAUCAUUAAAAGGCUUCGCCGAUGGUGAUGAUGAAGAUGAUGAUGAAGAAGAAGAAAAGGAAGUCCAUAACAGACUCGAAAAUUUCGUUUUUGUCGAAAGUUCCCGGCGGAAAAUCCGAUACACCGUGGGUCUGCCGAUUACAGGCAGGUUUAAAAUGGACAUUCACGGAAAAGCCAAGAGAAAGCAUGAAGAUUUCAAGCUCGUCUCCUCGUACAUUAUAGAUUGUCCCGAGGCAAAGAAGAAAUGCGAGCCUCUUCCAGAUAACCCAGAGAUCGGCUACGGCCCCAAUGAGGAAACAGAGGAGGUCGGAAUGGUACCAACCACUCACGAUCAAGCUGUCAUCGAGACUAGCGACGGUACCUUGGAAAUAAAAUUUGACUGCACAGUAGGCGUUGACUUAGAACACAGUCUGGUCAGCAACGGCAUGGAUGAGCACGCUCUUAAGGAUUACGUCACCACCAGGAACGAAAACGGGGUAGCCACCGUCAACGUGCGCCUUCCUAAAAAGGGGGAGUAUGCUCUUAAGAUAAAUGCCAUUGGAGAAGGCAUGCUAGGAGACGUGCCAAAUGUGUGUAAUUAUCUCAUCCGUUGCAGUAACGAUAACCCCGACAUCAAGCCCUUCCCCAAACUCAACACGGGCAUUCUAGGCAAGGAUGCACUCAGUGACAAGUUGGGGGUGUCCUGUACCAGCCAUCCCGGGGGUCUGAUUAACACCGACCAGGGAGAGGUGACGGUAGAAUUCCAAGUGGGUACCUCCAUUGAAUUGUUCUGCGAGGUUCAUCACGCCGAUGUGCCCGACGAGGUCUUGCAGAAGCUUCUACGUCGUCGUAAUAUUGAUGAAAACAACGUGGCUUUCGACCUGGGUCUGCCAAAAGGCGGGGAAUACUCGUUCAACAUCCUGGCUUGCAGAACUAACGAAAACUCUCCUCGGCUCUUCAAUGCCUACAACGCCCUUAUUGUGUCUUCGGCUGAAAACAUGGAUCUCGAAGAGUUCACCGAUCUUGACGCUCCCGAGGGGGAGGCAGUACCAGUUGCCGCAGAACCAGAAAAGAAAGAGGUUGUGAAUCCUAAAGUUGAAUACAAGCUAGAGGAAGAGAUGUGGAAAAAUAAGCGAAUCACAGACAUGUUUGCGGAGUUAAGGCGAAAAAAUGCUCACGAUGCAUUCGACACCCAUCAGGUCUCCUUGGGUUGUAACGAAAAGGGGGAAUCAGUCGUCACCCUCGAGAUGGGAAAAGACGGAGAAUUUACACUCAAUUUCUUUGAAAGAACUCAGGAGAACGCCAUUACCAAAGUACAGGCCUGGACUCUUACGAAAAAACAGCCGUCAUUCGAGGAUGAGCCAGAUUUCGUGGAGGAUGCGGCAGAUGAAGAGGAGAGGAAGCGAGCCGAGUACCACCAGCUCCUCCGCCGCACUUUGAAGCAAGAAAUGGGACGAGAUCCAAUUCGAAUUAAAGAACUUGGAGACGCUAUUGAGGAAUAUAAGAAUAACGAUGUCCAAGACCCCGAAGACUAUGCACAAAAGGCUACCGACCUUCUUAACUUCCACAAGGCAAAAGAAGACCUUGUCAGUGCCAUGAAGAGACGCCAUCUUGACGACCUGGAGAAAGCUCUUUCACAAGGCGCCGUGAACAACCUAAAUCACGAGAUGGACAAACUACUCGAGUUGGGGACAAGGAUAUUUGAAGAGCUGACCAACCUCGAUCUACUAAAGAAAGAAGUGGACAAGCUGAACCAGAAGACCAUCGCGGAGAUAAAGGCGUACAACCAUCCGUCCAAUACUAUCCAUCAAAUCAUGAUAGCUACCUUCAUGCUACUGGGACAUGAUGAAAAAGAACUCCAGAGCUGGCAGAAGGUUCGUGCGCUGCUCGCUGAGCAUGUUAAAGAGAAGAUCAAACAGUUCGACGUGACCAACCUGACCAUCGACACUGCCCUGAACGCCAAGAAACUCCUGGAAGGCUUCGAGCUGGAGAAACUGAAGGAAGUGAGCGUCAUGAUUGCAACAUUCUUUGCCUGGUGCAAGGGGGUGAUACGUGAAUCUAUCACAAGAGUUGCAGACCAGGAAUUGGAAAGGAUGAGUAACCAGGCCAAGCCAAUAGUCGGAGAAGUCAAGACGUCUAGGAAGAUUUUCUAAAGUAUUGAUGCUUUCGGUUUGAGCACCUUGCUGAGCCGAUGUUUUUAACAUAUUACAAUUCUAGAGAUUUGGAAUGUUUUAAUUUUAAUACCAGUUUUGAAGGACUGUACAAUAUGCUCAUAGUAAAAACAGACACUAUGCAGUUGAAUGCUCAUCUUUUUUUAGAUAUUCUUAUCUGUAAUUUAAGGGAAAUUUCUCCGUCCAAUUUGUGAUAUCAUGCUAUUGUCUUUCGUGCCACACGUUAUAGCGUAGGCCAUAUUACUAAUGACUAAAAAAGCACUCAAAGAGGGCAGACCUCCGCCAAGGCAGCAAAGUCUCCAUCCAAUGCCGUUUCACCCCUAAAUUUUCGAGAUGUUUGAUUAUU